Molecule: messenger RNA, 797 nt
Organism: Monomorium pharaonis (pharaoh ant)
Lineage: Eukaryota; Metazoa; Arthropoda; Insecta; Hymenoptera; Formicidae
Product: zinc finger HIT domain-containing protein 3
Exons: 2
Coding region: 122-529 (135 amino acids)
Molecular function (GO): protein binding
Source: RefSeq, a predicted model, not a curated record
AUGCGUUCGCAGACCACGUGGUCGUGGAGAUAGAUUCGUGACACGGUGACACGUGGUUGCGCUUGCUCGCGCUCGGAUAUUUUUAAAUAUCAAACAGCGUACUUGCUAAAGUAAUUAAGUCAUGCCAAUUAAAACAUGUUGUGUUUGCGGAAAGGAUGGUGCAUCCUACAAAUGUCCGACGUGCAGGGCACCUUAUUGUUCCAUAGGAUGUUGCAAAGAGCACAAAGUUCAACCUUGCAAACCUUCAGUCUUAUCUGAGAGAGCCAAGGAAUCUCAAAUCAGUGAACGAAAGUAUGAAUUUCCAACGGAAGACACAGUGCCCGUGGAGAAGCUGCAGCAGUUACGUAAUAGUAAGGAAUUGAUAAAGUGUCUCGAGAAUCCCCAUUUACAUGACAUUAUGAAGGCAGUUGUGAAUAGUCCAGAUCCUACUGAGAUGAUUGCAUUAGCCAUGAAAGAACCCAUAUUCGUGGAGAUGGCCAAUGCCUGUCUAAAGGUCGUGGAACCAUCGGACGAUGAUAGGCCGUAUUGAACAGCUUCCAAGUAUGUGGUGCAAAUAAGGCUGUGAUACGUUAAAGAAAGACAUUCUACAUAUUUUUAAUACAACCUAUAAUUGACUGAGUGUAUAAAAAUGUUGAGACGGAAAGUGGUUUUUUUUUAUUUAAAUAUUUAUGUACAUUGUAAGAGUAUACGGAAUAUAAAAAUUUGUGCCAGAUGGAAAUGCAAAGAUAAUGUAAAGUAUUUUUUUUUAUACGAACGUGAACGAGAGAUUAGAUGAAUAAAUGAAGAAUUUAUAUUUA